Molecule: messenger RNA, 1889 nt
Organism: Bicyclus anynana (squinting bush brown)
Lineage: Eukaryota; Metazoa; Arthropoda; Insecta; Lepidoptera; Nymphalidae
Gene: Poldip3
Product: polymerase delta-interacting protein 3
Exons: 8
Coding region: 246-1322 (358 amino acids)
Biological process (GO): mRNA export from nucleus
Cellular component (GO): nucleus
Molecular function (GO): mRNA binding
Source: RefSeq, a predicted model, not a curated record
GACGUUUAUUUUGUGUUUGUGGUGAUGUGGUCUGUGUGCUAACUGAACAAUUAUCACAAUUAUUCUACUACUGAUUUGGCUGUUCGUCUUUUUUCUUCUUCAUACAUUGAAUUAAAAUCAAAACAAAUUAUGUGAAGCUGGAUGUUGUAAUUGUUACAUUUAGACAAGUUUAUUAUAUACUUGAUAUUCUCAAAUAGUGAAACUGUUUACUCGUUUACCGCAAUACUCUGUUUUAUCAAACAAACAUGGCUUCGUAUGUUGACAUGAGUUUGGAUGAUAUAAUUCAAAAAAAAAAGAGGGAAACUCCAAGGCCAAAGUCAAAAAUGAAAACUCAAGUACCUGCUCAAUUUCCCAAAAAACAAACUAUUGAAGAUGCAAGGAAUAAGAUAAUAUCAAAAAAACGUACCCAUAUUGUGGAUGCAAGAGAAAAAUUAGCAGAUCUUGCUAAGCACAAAGAUGCUCGGUUAAGAUUAGAAGAGUUAAGAGCAAAAAAGCAGGGGAUUGCAAGAUUACCAGGUGUAAAUUCUCAAUAUCAUCGGAAAUAUACCCAUUACAGUCACCCAUAUUUACCACCUAGAAAAGAACCAGUGUUUACAGAUCCGUCAAGACAUGUUGUAUCACAACCACUAGGCUUGAAACCAGUAAGAAGACAAAACUUCAACAACAAAAAGUUUUUGGUGGACAGAUCUAUAGAAUCUAGAAAUUUAGGUAAACCUGUGAUAAAACCAAUAACUAGAACUGUGGAAAAUGACAUUGUAGUAAUUGAUGACCCAAUGGAAGAGAGAUUUGAUAUUUCAAGAACAAUUUCUAACCGUAAUUCAAGCUUGCAACUCAAAAUAGUUACACACAAUAAUAAUGCAUUCAGAAGUGCUACUAUAGAAAAAGAAAAGAGCCCACCAAGACCGCCGUCAAUUUUGAAGAAAAGACCAAUGGCCGCUCUGCGCAGUGAAAACAAAAUAGAAAAAAUGGAAAAGCCUCCUACUGAAUUUAGGAUUAUCGUCAGUAAUUUACGUAGCUCAGUCACAGCGGGAGACAUUGAGGAACUGUUUGGUGAUGUUGGUGGUAUGGUAGAAUCUCGUCUGGUGAGACCGGGGACAGCAGAAGUCAUUUACAAGAGUCUUGAGGAUGCCCAGAAGGCUGUUGAGCUAUACCACAACAGGCAGUUAGACAAGCAGCCUAUGAAUUGCUUACUUGUCACUCCUCGCACUACAUCUGCUCCUUCAAGUACCAGCAGUAGCACCAAGCCAGCCCUGUAUAGCACUAAUUCAAAUGUUGAACCGGACAUAUCAACUUUCCAUAAAGUGUUAUUCAGCAAUUUCUAAAUUCAAUAGUAUUAAGCACUCUGAUAAGGCUGCUCUUUUUAUUAUGUAUUAGGUUUUACAGUGUGUUUUAUUUUAAAUAAAGUCUACUGAUUAGUAAAUAUUUGGCCUGCAUUGUUAAUGUUUUUUUUUUAUUUUAUAUAUUAUGUACUUUAUAAAAGGAUACAAUCUGAAUGUCUGUACCUACUUUGAAUAAAACUUUACUCUGUGUGUCUGUUCGCUUUUAUCUAUGGAACUACAAAACAGAUUUUCGUACAAUUUUCACAGUUAGAUUAUGGGAUAUGUGAUAUUUCAUCAACAUGGUUUAAUGAAUUGUAUCCAGAAAAACAAAACAUAAAAUAAUUUUAUUGAAAAGCUCUCGGCUAAUAUUUUUAUGAAUGAUUGUAUUUGAAAUUCGAUUACUUAAGAUUUGUCUUUUUUGAACUACAACAAAGUAGAGUGAGUAGGUAUAUCGCGCAUUAUCAUUAAUACAAUGGUCAAUUCUUUCAUUUAGACCUUUAAAAUUAUUAUGUUAAGCAUAAAAAUCUGGUCACUUGUAUCAUGUUUAAAAUAAAUAAGUUCUUAAAUUAA